UUGUCAGUGUUAUCGUUGGCCUGCCACCUCUGGUACAAUAUUAUAACAAACUAAACAAAACAACAAGACGGUGGAAAAAGGGAAUCUUGUGGUGCGGAUUGGUAAACUGGGCUUCUUCUUCCGCGCCUUCAGCAUGGCGUGGCGAUCCGUGGGAGCCAAUAAUGAAGACCUGAUUCGCCAACUGAAGGAUCACGGCGUCAUUGCAAGUGAUGCGGUGGCCCAGGCGAUGAAGGAAACCGACCGCAAGCACUACUCUCCGCGCAACCCCUACAUGGACGCCCCGCAACCCAUUGGAGGAGGUGUCACCAUCAGUGCUCCUCACAUGCAUGCCUUCGCCUUGGAGUAUCUACGCGACCACUUGAAGCCCGGUGCACGUAUACUGGAUGUGGGCUCUGGAUCUGGCUACCUCACAGCCUGCUUCUAUCGUUACAUCAAGGCUAAGGGCGUUGAUGCGGACACCCGAAUCGUGGGCAUAGAGCACCAGGCAGAGCUGGUGCGGCGGAGCAAGGCCAACUUAAACACCGACGACCGUAGCAUGCUGGACUCCGGCCAGUUGCUGAUCGUCGAGGGUGACGGCCGCAAGGGAUACCCCCCGAACGCCCCGUAUAAUGCAAUCCAUGUAGGAGCAGCUGCUCCCGACACACCCACCGAACUCAUCAACCAACUGGCCAGCGGCGGACGCCUGAUAGUUCCAGUCGGUCCCGACGGCGGGUCUCAGUACAUGCAACAGGUGGGCAGAUGCUGAUUCGUAUAACUGCUGGAAUAAUAUGUAUAUUACGACAAGGACGCCAAUGGGAAGGUGGAGAUGACACGUCUCAUGGGCGUAAUGUACGUCCCUCUCACGGAUCUUCGCUCCUGACUGCACAGAGUGGGAAGGUCGCUCGUUGCGGUGCUGCUGCUCGUGUUUUUUCUCUACCUAAUUUUGGCUUACUAGUUAAUCAAUCAAUCAAAAUUAAAUUGCUUUUUUUCACGUUGAGUGCAAAUAUAUAAGUUUACCG
Molecule: messenger RNA, 998 nt
Organism: Drosophila melanogaster (fruit fly)
Lineage: Eukaryota; Metazoa; Arthropoda; Insecta; Diptera; Drosophilidae
Gene: Pcmt
Product: Protein-L-isoaspartate (D-aspartate) O-methyltransferase
Exons: 4
Coding region: 134-745 (203 amino acids)
Biological process (GO): response to stress
Cellular component (GO): cytosol
Molecular function (GO): protein-L-isoaspartate (D-aspartate) O-methyltransferase activity
Source: RefSeq, marked reviewed